This is a messenger RNA of Penaeus monodon (black tiger shrimp), 5553 nucleotides long. It is a transcript of the gene Pi3K92E, whose product is annotated as phosphatidylinositol 4,5-bisphosphate 3-kinase catalytic subunit delta isoform-like. Gene Ontology annotation, biological process: phosphatidylinositol 3-kinase/protein kinase B signal transduction; phosphatidylinositol-3-phosphate biosynthetic process; cell migration. Gene Ontology annotation, cellular component: plasma membrane; cytoplasm; phosphatidylinositol 3-kinase complex. Gene Ontology annotation, molecular function: 1-phosphatidylinositol-3-kinase activity; 1-phosphatidylinositol-4-phosphate 3-kinase activity. Lineage: Eukaryota; Metazoa; Arthropoda; Malacostraca; Decapoda; Penaeidae. The record is from RefSeq and is a predicted model, not a curated record.
CAUCGCAUUGUUGGCAAGGACUUGUGACGAAGGUACAUGAUCCUUAAUUCUGUGCUGUGUAGUUGUGCGCAAAGAUGAGGAAGACGAGUUUCCACGAGAGUAGCUAUAGGGCGGAGUACUGGGAAAAGCCCACUCGACGCCACACUGUGAGCGUUCCCACCAUCACAAGUGGAGGCACCAGGGAAAUGCCGACCGUUCCAAUGGGGAGGCCCCGACCCCUCCCAUACUCCUCCCAGCUCAUGCAGGGCAUGGAGUUGGGAGGGCUUAGGGGACCCCACAGUACCCCAUCAACAGUACAAGUGGAUUUCCUGAUGCCCAACAGCAUCAUCAUCCAGCACCAUGUCAGCACGAGCGCCACGCUUGCGGAGAUUAAGGAGGAACUGUGGGAACGUGCCAGUGAGUAUCCCCUGUUUGGAACACUGCAUGAGCUCUCAGCUUACCACUUCGCUUGUGUCAGUCAGAGAUCCGAGACCCUUGAGCUCAUGGACGAGACCAAGUGUCUGCAGGAAAUCAAUCCUUUUCUCUGCGUGCUAAAGGUGGUGGAGCGCAAGGGCAAUGAAACCGAGAAGUUACUUAACCUGCAGAUUGGUCAGCUGAUUGGCAAAGAACUUCAGAAGUUUGAUGCCCUCAAGAAUCCAGAGGUUAAUGAAUUUAGAUGGAAGAUGAAGGCUGUUUGUGAUGAGGUUGUGGCAUCAAGAAAUAAACUCACAUGGACUGAACAAGUACAAUAUCAAUACCCAGCACGAAUUGCAGCAAAUGAACAGUUGCCGAACUACAUCUUGGACAGGCUGCAAGACGGACAGCUUUUACUCUCUGUACAGUUUGAUACGGCAAUGCAGGUGCAGUCUACCUUCACUUUCCGGGUCAGACCGGAUAUGAAGACAGUCGAUUUCCUUGACAUGGCACUUGCAAAACUCUCAAUAACAUUUGUGAUAGAAGAAGCUGCAGAAAACUAUGUCCUAAAGACACCUGGAAAGGAAGAGUACCUGAUAGCCGAUGUGCAUUUGUCGCAGUAUAUGUAUAUCCGUGAACACGUGUGCCAAGAUCAGUUUUCGCCAAUUCCCCUAGUCAUUGUUCAUCGAGGAACGAUUCAAGUCGACAUUGAUAACAUCUGUGAAAGGAUUGCUGAUGGAGUUAAGCACAUGAGGAACUCCUUCUCUGGCAUGACACUCAGCAAGAAAAAGAACGUCACCUUCAUUUCAUCGUGGUCCAUUACGGAUCGCUUCAGCUUCCAGAUUGGGACAAUCACCAAACUUAAUCUGGAUUCUGACAACCAGAAGGAGGUGGUAGUGGAAGCUGGCUUGUACCAUGGCAGUAAUGCCUUGUGUGAGACCCAGACUACACAGGAGGUCAGUGUACGGGACGGAGAGGCUGUGAUAGAGGAGACGCUCAGCUUUGGCAUUGAUGUCUGCAACAUUCCCCGAAGCACUCGUCUCUGCUUGGCCAUUUAUGAAGUAACGCGUAGUGCCAAAGCCACAAAAGCAAGAUCGUCUAUUGGCACAAGGCCGGAGCUGUACAAGAAUCCCCUUGCUUGGGUCAACACAGCAGUAUACGACUACCGCAACCAACUGAAAGGAGGAUCUAUGUCGCUUUAUGCAUGGAAGAUCUAUGAAGAUCAGUCAGGAGAUGUGGGCAUGCCAAACCCCCUGGGCACCCUGGUCAGCAACCCAGACCACGAUCAAGCAGUCACGCUGACUGUGUCUUUCACAAAAUACCACCCAACAUCAGCCAUCAUCUUUCCAUCGAGAGACAAGAUCAUAUCUGCGGCAAAGGAGAAUCCAUCCACGGAUGAGAUGGUUCCAACAGUAAGCAAAAUGGAAGAAGUUCGUCAGAUAGCAGAAAGAGACCCAUUAACAGAGCUUCAUGAACAAGAGCGUAAACUAAUCUGGUCAUUGAGGAAUACCUGUCGACAAAAGAUCCCACAUCUUUUGCCAAAACUCCUGCAGUGUGUGGAAUGGGAUAACAAAGCAGAGGUGGCAGAGAUGAUAGCACUAUUGGAGGAGUGGCCCAAACUAUCACCAGACCGAGCGUUGGAGCUUCUAGAUUACGCCUACCCUGAACCCGCUGUUCGAAGUUAUGCCAUAGAGUGCCUAGCACCUAUUAGUGAUGAUGACCUGCUUCUCUACCUGCUGCAAUUAGUUCAAGCUCUGAAGCAUGAAAAUUACCUGUAUUGUCAUCUAGUUGAGUUUCUCCUUAAUAGAGCCCUCAGGAAUAUGCGAAUCGGUCAUUUCUUCUUUUGGCAUCUGCGGUCAGAGAUGCAUGUUCCCUCUGUAUCAAUUCGCUUUGGUCUGAUACUGGAAGCGUACUGCAGGGGGUCUGUGGAACAUAUGAAGAUCUUGCUCAGACAGUUAGAUGCAUUAAAUAAAUUUAAAGAGGUCAGAGGUGUUGUCAACGAAAACCGUUCAGUAAGAGACCGCGCUGAGAGGAUGAUGAAGGAAUACAUGAACCAACCCCAUACUCGCUCCGCCCUGUCGCACUUCCUCAACCCCAUAGAUCCCAUGUACAGAAUCAGUAAUAUCAACUCUGAUGAAUGCAAGUUCAAGGACAGCAAGAUGGCCCCUCUCUGGCUGGUCUUUGAGAAUGGGGACUCGCAUGGCAAGAAGAUCUACCUCCUGUACAAGUACGGAGAUGACCUGCGGCAGGAUAUGUUGACUCUGCAGAUGAUCAAGAUUAUGGACAAGCUAUGGAAGGAUCAUGGGCUUGAUCUCAGAAUGAAUCCAUACAGCUGUAUGUCUACAGACAACCGGGAGGGUAUUAUUCAAGUGGUGCUGAAUGCAGAGACAAUUGCCAAUAUACAGAGGAAAAAGGGAGUAUUCUCAGCCACCUGUGCAUUCAGGAAAGGGUCUUUAUUGGCCUGGUUGAAGGAUCACAACACCACAGAAGCCAUGCUGAACAAGGCCAUUCAGGAGUUCACCCUUUCGUGCGCUGGGUACUGUGUGGCCACAUACGUUCUUGGUGUGGCUGACCGUCAUUCGGACAACAUCAUGAUCAUGAAAAAUGGUCAGCUGUUCCACAUCGACUUCGGUCACAUUCUCGGACACUUCAAGGAGAAGUUUGGCAUCAAGCGAGAGAGGCAGCCGUUUGUCCUGACUCAUGACUUCAUCCACGUGAUCACCAAGGGCAGGACGCGCUCAGAGGAAUUCAUUCAGUUUAAGUUGUACUGUGAGCAGGCCUUCCUAAUCCUGCGACGUUAUGGAUCCUUCAUCAUUUCACUGUUUGCCAUGAUGAUCUCGACUGGCCUGCCUGAGCUACAGAGCGAGAAAGAUCUGGACUACUUAAAGGAAACUCUUAAACUGGACCUGACGGAAACCGAUGCCUUGGAGCACUUCAGAUCUAAGUUUGACGAGGCUUUGUCAAAUUCGUGGAAGACCUCCGUCAACUGGGCCAUCCACUCCAUGGCCAAGAAUAACCGUUGAGAAGGACCUUCCAUUAGGCCUUUCCUAUGUGAAGCUGUUAGAUUUGGCAGGAAGAGUAAAGCUCCCAGAAGGCAGGGUACACAUGUCACAGUACUUAAGAAGCAAAAUGAUUUUUUUGAGUCAAUUUGAUUAGUUGUAGGCAGGACUGGAAUAUUUGUUGAGUUGGUGGAUAAUCAUAGUCUUCAGAUAAUUUUACUUUUAAAAAGUUCCUAUGUUGUAAGUUCAGCUUGCUGUUACUCUCUGGUGUAGUAUAGUGGUGUACCACUUUAUGUACCAUAUAAGAAAUCAGAGCUCUAUAUCAGACUGCACAACCUUACAGAUGACCGGUGAUACCUGCCUGGUGUUUUUAUCAGUCCUGUGACAAAUGCAUGCUAGGGAAUCAUAUUGUAUAUAGCAGUUAUGCUAUGUUCUGUGCAUGAAAUGCAUAUUACAUUAAACUCUUGAUUUCCAUUACUUACCUGAUAUUGGAAGGGGUAAAAUGUGUCAGACAUAAAGGAGUAACAUUUGUAACCUGAAUUUUAUUUUGUUAUUUGUUAAGGUUUCUGAUCCACAUGGUUUUAAAAGCAAUAUUUGGAAUGAUAUAUAAAUGUUUAUAAAACUAACAUGUUACAUGAUAAUGUGCAUGCAUAUGUUGUACAUCUCAGACCAAAGUAAUUGUAUCUUUUCUUUGGUUGAGGCUCACCCUCCUGUAUCACAUCACUUGAAGAUAAGAUUAUGAUAUAGACGAUAAGAGUUAUGCUUAUGUAUGUGAAACAGUCAAAUUAUAUUAAUUCAAAUUUCCUAUGAGACUUUACUGAUUUACCAGUAAGUUGUAAGAUAAGUUCUAUGUCACAAUUUGGUGAAUAGUCUGAGUAAUGUUUGCAUUUCUUGCACGUGUUGUAAGGGUGUCAAAAAGAGCUGUGUAUGGUAUAUCUACUGUAUCACAGCUACUUACAAAUUAGGUUAUAUUGUGUUAUGUAGACCUUGACUUCAGUUCAACAUCAUAUCAGAUGUUACAGAAGUAUGGAAAGCUGUCUGUAGUGACAGUAACUCAUAGUGCUUAUAUUAAAUACCAAAAAAUGUAAUAAUUUCAUAUUCAGGUUGCUAGUGAUAAGAUGUUGGAUUUAAAGAAAAGUCUCCACUUUGACUUUAUUUUAUGACUUUGAGAAUUGUCUAUAGUAUUUCAUAUUUCCAUGCCUACCCAGUACUUACAAAAACUAUGGAGCUAUGAAAGUGUACAUGAAAGGGGAUUAAAAAUCUCUCAUUACCUUGUGUUGGUAAUGAGGAUUGCGCAUUCCCAAGUUCCUUUUUUUUUGUCGUUGUUGUUGUGAUGGCAUUUGGAGAAAUAAGAGCACAAUUGUUAUAAGUCACUGAUGAGUAUGAUUUUGAUGACUGCAGUCUUGGAAGUUUUUUGAUCUCCAUGUCUUGUCUUCCAGCUGGCUUUGAGUACCCCGUUCCUAUUUGCUGUCGCCUCUUACCUAGUACCCUUGUUAUAUUUCUUCCUUUAUUUUUUUCAUAUUUUUCCCUAUUUUCCCUAUGCCAUUAUUCCAUAGUUCAUGGUGUUUUCAUGUUUAUCAAGCAAGUUGCCAACUUUAAAAGGUGUUGAUAUAUUCCAGUCCUGUGUACUCCUUCCCCCCUCCUCCCAUUUCCUGGACAGUGGAGAGUAGAAAGCAAAUAAUGUAAAUACAGUGGAAAUGAUCUGAAAUGUCAGAAAACCUUGUUAAAAAGGUUGUCCUAGUCACUUCUGUUAAACUGUGAUGGUACUUUCCAAUAUUUACAAUGGAACAUUUUAAAUUUUAGUAUAAACACAUAAUGUCAAUUAUGGUACUGCAAACAUUAGUUUCUUUCAACAGUAUUAUCAAAACUUAUAUAAUUACAUAUGUAUACUUACAUCAGUUUAUUAACCCAAGCUCAUUAAGUGAUCUAUGGCAUUAAUCAUAGCUAUCUCAGAUAUUGCCUAUUGUUAUGUUUACAUGUUGGUAGGUUUCGGAACCGGCAUAGUAAUAUUACAUUCUCCGAGCACUGUCUCUGCAGAUGUUGGUCUCUAUAGUUAAAUCAUGGAAAAUAUCACUCAGUAUAAUGUGACUGGUGCCUGAAGACCAGAGUUUAAGAUAUAUAUUGUAAUUAUUUGUUUGUGUUGUUACUUUAUUAUGUUAUU